AUUUUCCUUAACAUCAAAUACGAGAGAGAGAGAGAGAGAGAGAGAGCGUGUUGGACGCGGUUUGGCUGCGGACCCUACAACUACACGGGAGGGAGCGACCUCUGACUUCUUCGCUAUUUUUACCUUUUCCAGUUUUCGAUUCUUUCCUCUCUCUCUCUCUCUCGCUCUCUCCUCUCUCUGCGUGAGUCGGUUCGGGUGCCAGAUCCAAUGGCGGACAACAACAACAACAAUGUUAAUUACGAGGAAUCGAGCCCUCUCUUGAGCAAGCAAGUCGUCGAAGGAGUAGAAGAUGAUGCAAAGAAAGCCAGCAAGCCAAUUGACGCUAAGGACGAAAAGGUCACAGUCUCGCCCGCGGCGAAAGCUCCGGCUCCGGUACCCGGAAAUUUCGGUGGUCACGGCUGGACCGCGAACGGGUUGCCGUUGGGACACGGGAGCGUGGUGGGCGAGCCCAUGGGCCGGACCCAGUGGAACUCGAGCAUCUUUGCUUGUUUAGGUCGCAACGACGAGUUCUGUAGCAGUGAUCUUGAAGUUUGUCUUCUUGGAAGUGUGGCUCCUUGUGUGCUGUAUGGUGGCAAUGUGGAGAGGCUUGGAUCUAGUCCUGGGACUUUUGGAAAUCAUUGCUUGAGUUACUCUGGCCUAUAUUUGAUUGGAAAUUCCAUUUUUGGUGGAAACUUCCUCGCACCAUGGUUUUCAUACACAAGCCGUACUGCCAUUCGCCGGAUGUUCAACUUAGAGGCAAGUUUCAUGUAUUGCUCUGACAUGAUCCACGUAGAUUGGUCGAGGAGUUGGUUAAAAUGGACACCUUAUCAUUGGAGACCUCCUGUACUGGCCGUUUUGUUCUUGAUUAUUGGUGAUGAAAAAUUUUGGAGAGCUAUGAAGGCUUGUUAUGGUGCUCACUUGCGUGAUGAUGAUUAUUACGUUUUCUAUUUCAAUUCCAAGCCUGGGAACCAUGGUGCUUUUUGUUUACAGGAGUUUCCAUUAACUGCGAUCCACUAUUUGUUGGGAAAACUUUAA
This is a messenger RNA of Juglans regia (Persian walnut), 1014 nucleotides long. Its product is annotated as cell number regulator 8-like. The record is from RefSeq and is a predicted model, not a curated record. Bases 208 to 1014 code for a protein of 268 amino acids. The transcript is spliced from 3 exons. Lineage: Eukaryota; Viridiplantae; Streptophyta; Magnoliopsida; Fagales; Juglandaceae.